AUGGAUACGGAGGCCAUUGUCGGCCAGAAAGUGGUUAUGAAUUGUGUGGCCAGCGGUCAGAGUAGGGUUUGGUGGGAGCGAUCGGAACUGGCCGACGGACAUUUGCGCACGGUCAUUUCAAAUUCGCAUAUGCACACCAUGGAAAAUGGCAGUUUGACUAUCAAUGAUGUUACCCCAGAUGACGAGGGUGUCUACCUGUGUCAGGCUAAUAAUGGUGUGGGCAGUGGCCUGAGUAAAUUAGUCCAGCUCAAAGUGCACGUUGGGGCUCAUUUCAAGAGCAAAUUCGGUUCGCAAACCGUCACCAAAGGACAGGACGUGUGGAUUGAGUGCCUAUCAUAUGGCGAGCGGCCGAUAGCCGUCGCCCUAACCAGAGAUGGCCAGCCGUUUGACGCCGGCGUCGAAAACCGGUAUCAAGUGAUCCGUAACGAGACGUCAGGUGUAGACGCCGUGUGGCUGAGGAUACAUAUACUCGACACUACCCGUCGGGACAGCGCUCUCUACACCUGUAUAGCCAGUAAUAAAUAUGGCCGUGAUGAGUUUAAUCAUCAACUGAUUGUGCAAGAGACGCCGGAUAUACCGGAAAACGUGAUGGUAAACGAGGUCACUAGUCGUACGGCCCUAUUGUCAUGGCUGGAGCCGUACGCCGGCAACGCUAUUAUCAUUAAAUAUCGGCUGGAAAUGAAACAAUCGCUGAACGGUUGGCAAUCCUCCCCUCAAUCCUCCCCUCCCGGCGAUAACACAGUGGAGUCAAUACCGGGAACCGACACCUCAUAUACCAUACGUGGCCUCAAACCGGUCACAGCCUAUACCCUACGGCUUAGCGCCGAGAAUAAGCUGGGCUUUAGUGCCAACUGUCCGGACAUACACUUCAGUACCGCUGAAGAA
This is a messenger RNA of Medioppia subpectinata, 885 nucleotides long. The record is from the annotation of a GenBank genome assembly. Lineage: Eukaryota; Metazoa; Arthropoda; Arachnida; Sarcoptiformes; Oppiidae.